GCAAGCCCCAGCAUAACUGCAGGGGCGCCCGGAACACGCCGUCUGGUAAGAACUAAAACUACGUUUCCCAGCAUCCCGCGCGCUGCCGACCCACUUCCGGAGCCCUAAACGAAAUGGCGGCGUCCGAGGAGCACGAUUCUCCGACUGAAGCGCCCCAGCCGCAGGUGGAGGAGGAGGAAACGAAAACUUUUAAAGACCUGGGUGUGACGGAUGUGUUGUGUGAAGCCUGUGACCAGUUGGGAUGGACGAAACCCACCAAGAUCCAGAUUGAAGCUAUUCCUUUGGCUUUACAAGGUCGUGAUAUCAUUGGGCUGGCAGAAACAGGCUCUGGAAAAACGGGGGCUUUUGCUUUGCCAAUUCUGAAUGCCUUGCUAGAGACGCCCCAGCGUUUGUUUGCACUGGUUCUCACUCCCACCCGGGAGCUGGCCUUUCAGAUCUCAGAGCAAUUUGAAGCCCUGGGGUCCUCUAUUGGAGUACAGAGUGCUGUGAUUGUAGGUGGAAUUGAUUCAAUGUCCCAAUCUCUGGCCUUGGCAAAAAAACCACAUAUAGUGAUAGCAACUCCUGGUCGCCUGAUUGACCAUUUGGAAAAUACAAAAGGUUUCAACUUAAGAGCUCUCAAAUACUUGGUCAUGGAUGAAGCAGACCGAAUAUUGAAUAUGGAUUUUGAGACAGAGGUUGAUAAGAUCCUUAAAGUGAUUCCCCGAGAUCGGAAAACAUUUCUCUUCUCUGCUACCAUGACCAAGAAGGUGCAAAAACUUCAGCGAGCAGCUCUGAAGAAUCCUGUGAAAUGUGCGGUUUCCUCUAAAUACCAGACAGUUGAAAAAUUACAGCAGUAUUAUCUUUUUAUUCCCUCUAAAUUCAAGGAUACCUACCUGGUUUAUAUUCUAAAUGAACUGGCUGGAAACUCCUUUAUGGUAUUCUGCAGCACCUGUAACAAUACUCAGAGAACAGCUUUGCUACUCCGAAAUCUUGGAUUCACUGCCAUCCCUCUCCAUGGACAGAUGAGCCAGACCAAGCGCCUAGGAUCCCUUAACAAAUUCAAGGCAAAAGCUCGUUCCAUUCUUCUAGCAACUGAUGUUGCAAGCCGAGGUUUAGAUAUUCCUCAUGUGGAUGUGGUAGUCAACUUUGACAUUCCCACCCAUUCCAAGGAUUACAUCCAUCGAGUGGGUAGAACAGCACGAGCUGGGCGCUCUGGAAAGUCUAUUACCUUUGUCACUCAGUAUGAUGUAGAACUCUUUCAGCGCAUAGAACACUUAAUUGGGAAGAAACUGCCUGUCUUUCCAACACAGGAUGAGGAGGUUAUGAUGCUGACAGAACGUGUGGCUGAAGCUCAAAGAUUUGCCCGAAUGGAGCUGAGGGAGCAUGGAGAAAAGAAGAAACGCUCACGGGAGGAUGCUGGGGACAAUGAUGACACGGAAGGUGCUAUUGGUGUUAGGAACAAAGUGGCAGGAGGAAAAAUGAAAAAACGGAAAGGCCGUUAGUCACUUUGAUAAAGACUUGAGUUUUACUUUGUAUCUGUAGAAGAGAAUUGCAGAAAAAGAAUGAAACUUCUCCAACAGAGUUCCUUAGCCCGAAAUCUGUCAGAAUUGUGCCCGGAGUCCACUCGGCUAAUUCAGUACCCUUUCCCCUUUCUGUCUGUUGGAGUAUCAUUACUGCAGAAUAUUUUUUACAGUGGCUGAUGUCCAGACUCUUCCUGUUCUUCAACUUUGGUUCCUUGCUUGUGACAUGAGUGGGAUGUGCUCUUCAGUCACUUCACACGUUUUGCCAUUUUCGACUGCAAGCCAAGGACUAGGUUGAUGAAGCAAAUGACCUGUGAUUGUUAAGGAAAGAAGCUUCUACAUCUGUAAGCUUGGAUAUGUCAUGGGUACAUCUAUAAAAUGGUGAUAUUUAAGCCAUCUCAGCUUGUGCUUUAUUAGAGGUAAUGUGAAGUAAUAAAUUUUUAAAAUUUCAA
Messenger RNA from Loxodonta africana (African savanna elephant), 1951 nucleotides. RefSeq names its product DEAD-box helicase 47 (gene DDX47). Gene Ontology annotation, molecular function: nucleic acid binding; ATP binding; RNA helicase activity. The transcript is spliced from 12 exons. NCBI's taxonomy places the organism in Eukaryota, Metazoa, Chordata, Mammalia, Proboscidea, Elephantidae. The record is from RefSeq and is a predicted model, not a curated record. The coding region runs from base 114 to 1481 and encodes 455 amino acids.